AUGCCUCGCCACGCGUCUGACCCUGUUAUUCGCUCCCCCGGCUUGUCAUUUUCCUCCGAUAGCCGUGGCACUCAUUUUCCUCAGUGGAUGCUUGACUUGAAGGGGACAAAGGUCAAGGGCGGCCUUCGUCUUGGUGAGGUUCUCGGGACUGGGGCUUUUGGAGUCGUUUAUAUAGGGGCUGGAUCGCAACUUCCCGACAAUAGGCCUGUCGCUGUUAAGGUUCUGUCUGCUGCUGGUAUUGGCUCAGAGCGUCGUCGCCAGAUAGAACACGAAAUGCCCAUCACUCUCGCGUUUCCGAGCACCCGAACAUUGUUACACUCCACAGUGUUUUCGUUGAUCAAAUGGCUUACUAUGCUGUUAUGGAUCUUUACACUGACGGAGACUUGUUCAAGUGUAUCAGAGGACGAGUUUUACUUUGGUAAUGAUGCCAUGAUCAAAAAGGUUUUCGUCCAGUUGCUCGAUGCUGUUGAGUUUUGCCACGCGAAGGGGGUUUACCAUCGCGACCUCAAGCCUGGAAAGAAAUACAAUUUUGCUGACCGACUUGGACUUGCAACCCGGGACACAUUUAGUCAAGACUUCAGGUGUGGAAGCGAAUUUUACAUGUCUCCUGGCAAGCCCCUCUCCUUCUAUAUCUUCCACGAGAGCUCAUACAUCUUGAUAGAGUGUAUUGGGUUUCCCAAAAUCAGAGCCUACUCGACCGUGCAUAACGAUAUCUGGGCAUUGAUUCUAGGGAGAAUUCUUGUGAAUUUGACUACUGGCCGGAACCCUUGGAAACGCGCAGAGUUACAAGAUGAAGGAUUCGGUUUAUUUUAUGAAGAUCCUGCAGGAUAUAUUGCGGACACGCUUCCUCUCUCUCGCGAUGCGCUUGUUUUGCUCUUACACAUAUUCCGGAUCCCCUUCAAAUCUCGGAUAUCGAUAUCUGGAAUACGUGCCAACAUCACUAAAAUUGAUCAACUCCUGCUUACUCCGGCAGAGGCCGCUUUUGCACCACAUACUGCUCGGCAGAGUGCUAGGCAUUUAUUUGACAUUAUCGCUGCUCGACGUCCCCACCUACUCAUUGAGCACUACGAGGAUAUAUGCGCUUACUUUCCGGACCUGGCGAGAGGAUCUGGCGCUGCCAGUGAUGGCCCUAUUACUCCGGAUACGCAUCCAACUCAUGUUCCGGAUGAUGUACCCGAGGUAGCUCUGGAUGUAGCUGAAGCCUUGGUCGAGGAAGUGGAAGACAAGAUCAAUGGGCCUGACGACCACCCAACGCCUAGAAGUUUCGCCAUGUCGCUUUCCACUGACAUGACACGCCCCAUUGAGGACUCAAAUGAUGCAGAGCCGCCUCCCAAACGUAUGAAGUUGCAUAUCGACUCUGAUCCCGGACCGUUGGACACUGUUUCCAACAAAACUUACGACGUGAAGAAUUUGUUGCCUCCUAGCACAACCUUGCUCGGACGUCAGGCUCUGAAUGACUAUGUGUUUCAAGGAUCAGAAGGAUGUUGGAAAAUGAGUAUCAGCUGUGAUAUCACCAGCAUUGAAGGUAUCAUUAAGCAAAGAUUUGGAGGGAAUGUGGUCCAUGUCUGUGAACUAGGGAAGCCGGAAAGUCCAAAAGCACCGGUAGCUCAAGAAGUUGUUUCAGAGGAAAUUGAAACUGCGAGCGGGCAAUGGGAUGCGAACGUGGAUGCAAACUCUCGGAAACUGUUAUCCGAGGAUGUUCGCAUGAAACUAAAGCAGCUAUACGACGAAGGACCGGAACCUCCUUUAGGUUUGAUAAGUGAUAGCGGAUGGGAGGGUCGGCCAAAGGGUGAAGCACGGUCUGACGAAGUAAACUUGAAUACCGAGGAAAUUGGCCAGCUUUCACAAGCGGAUAACGGCAGAGGAAGAGGAAGGGAGGGCGAGGGCGAGGGCGAGGGCGAGGACGGGAGCGCGGAGGAGUACAGAGGGAAGAUUUGA
Molecule: messenger RNA, 1938 nt
Organism: Rhizoctonia solani
Lineage: Eukaryota; Fungi; Basidiomycota; Agaricomycetes; Cantharellales; Ceratobasidiaceae
Product: pseudouridine synthase
Exons: 6
Coding region: 1-1938 (645 amino acids)
Biological process (GO): protein phosphorylation; intracellular signal transduction
Molecular function (GO): ATP binding; protein serine/threonine kinase activity
Source: RefSeq, a predicted model, not a curated record